UGUUGGUCCUUCUAGUGAAGUACUAUUCCAGCUACUAUAGAUCUAAUUUUUCUUCUUUUGCCCAUACAAAGGAGCGUGAUAGCAUAUCUACAAUGCCAAUGGAAAUGGCUAAUGAAACACACAAAAAGCAAUGAAUAGUGAGAAAUAUCAUCCGACAGCACUCGACCUCAAUGCCCCAAUUCUAUCCACCAGGCGUCCUCCACAGUCAUCUUGCUGCAUCAACAAGGCAUCAUCGAGAAGAGGGGUCAGUGAUGGCAUUCCGUUCUCAUGGGAACAAGCUCCGGGCAAGCCCAAGAAGAGCAUCGAUGACGUGACGGCGAGCGACUCGGCGAAGGAUGCAGACACGCCUUGCCCUCGUCCUCCACCGCAGAUGGCCUUGAGACUGAAAGGAUAUGGUGACGAUGACAGUGGCGACGUUUCCUCGUUAAAUAAUGAAGACGAUGUGUUUUCUAAUGCUAUGGACGUGUUCUCGCUGUCGGAGGCAAUAGAUAUCCUCGAGAGAGCUGAGAGACCGGUACACAGGGCGAACGAUAAUAUUGACCAGCUGAAGUUGAAGAUUGCGGAGUCAUGCGGCAAGGACGCGUCGCCCAACUUCAUGAUCAACCGGUUCCUCCCGGACGCCAGUGCAUUAGCGUUGGCAGCGGCGUCUUCAGCCCUUACUAAUUACCAUCGCCAUCCUUCCCGUAGCGAGGACGAGACCAAGGACUUGAAUUGUUGCAAGAGGCAGGUGAGCUCAUCAUGUAGGUACAAAGAACAAGAAGUGGUAUCAUCAAGGAGAUCGGCAACAACACAAGCUAGUGGAGCUCAGAAAGGGUGUGGAAUGGAGAAUCUCUUCCUUUGGCGCAUGAAGCCCAGGCUCUGUGGUGAUCAUAAGACUUGCCAUGUUCAGCCCUUCUCUACUGCCAAGCCCAAAAAUAUGUAAUCACAUCUCAGAUUUUCUCCUCUUUUGGUUUGCUUUUGUUGGAUAAACAUGAGAAAUGCUAUUAAUUUGUAGUGAUUAAUAGGUUAUGUUGUUCAUCA
This is a messenger RNA of Syzygium oleosum, 1020 nucleotides long. RefSeq lists its product as uncharacterized. The transcript has a single exon. NCBI's taxonomy places the organism in Eukaryota, Viridiplantae, Streptophyta, Magnoliopsida, Myrtales, Myrtaceae. The coding region runs from base 131 to 922 and encodes 263 amino acids. The record is from RefSeq and is a predicted model, not a curated record.